CCCCGUGAAAUUUCCAAACUACCCCCGAGCCCUAAUCCCCUCUCCAUCCCCUUCCCCGCGCCGGCGGCGGCGUCCUCCCUGAUCUCAGUGCCAUCGCAGAAAAAUUCAGAAAGCAUGACAGAGGGUGGUAUUGUGGUAGCUAUUUGCCAACAUGGUGGGGAGUUCACUUCUGGUCCCAACGGGAACUUGAUCUACAAUGGAGGUGAAGCGCAUGCUGUUGAUGUCUCCCGUGAGAUGUCGCUUGACAGCUUCAAGGAUGAGGUGUCCAAUGUAUUCCAUGUUGAUGUCGCUGAUAUGUCGUUCAAGUACUUUCUUCCGAACAAUAACAGAACGCUCAUCACAAUCUCAUGUGAUAGAGAUUUGCAACGGAUGGUUGAUUUUACUGCUAGUGCUGCACAGGCAGACGUUUUCUUGAUAAGUAGGGUGGAGAACAGGAGUAUCGUAACGUACACUGGAACUUCCACUGUUAAAGCUCCAGUAGGUGACAAAAGGAAAAGGACAGCUUCCAAAAACAAGUUAUCCAAAAGUAAUAAGAAGACCGUCAAUGCUACUGGUGAUGUAGUUCAAGCUGAUACCAGUGAUGUCAAUCAACCAAGACCAGUGACUACCUUAAAUGAUAAUGCCAAUGAAUCUAGACCGGUGGUUACUUUAAAUGAUUUCAACGAGGAUUUUCAACUGGAGUUUGGCCAUGAUGCUGCAUUUGCCACCACAGCUGGAGCUGUUUCCUCUGCUCCAGAUGCUCUGAAUCAAGAGAAGCUUGCUCUUGUUGAUAGCACACAAAGGGAACCAAUUGGAUUUUUUGAUGAUGGAAUCAAUGCAUAUGAUGGUUCUGAGAUCAUAAUAGAUCCUCCACAGGAACUUACCAAUAAUCCUACUUUGUUUUGGGAUGACAUUAUCAAAGGUGUUGGUCAAGAAUUUGACAACGUGAAGGAUUUUCGAGCUCAGUUGUGCAAGUAUGCCAUCGGGAAAGGAUUUGUGUACCGAUUUAUUAAGAAUGAAACCACCCGCGUCACUGUAAAGUGUGUUGGGGAUGGCUGCACCUGGCGAUUGCAUGCGUCUGAGUCCUCCCGUAACAAGAAAUUUGUUAUCAAGAAAAUGACUGAGGAGCAUACAUGUGGAGGAGAAGGUGGAGAGGGUCAGCGGCGAGCGACAAGGCAGUGGCUGACUACCAUCAUUAAGGAGAAACUGAAUGAGAACUCAUUGCUCAAACCAAAGGACCUCGUGAAGGAAAUAUAUGAAGAAUAUGGAGUUCGGCUGACCUAUUCACAGGUUUGGCGAGGUAGAGAAGUGGCGCAGAAGGAGAUGUAUCAUAGUAGGACGGAGACAUGCACCCAUUUGCCAUGGUAUCAGGAAAGGCUUUUGCAGGCCGACCCUGCAAGUAUACUCGACUUGUCAGAGUUGUCUCAUAACCGCCGUUUUUUCGUUGCAUUCCAUGCUUCUUUGCAUGGCUUUGCAAAUGGGUGCAGACCCCUCCUUUUUCUUGACAAGGUUCCGCUCAAAGCUACAAAUGAGUACAGGUUGCUGGUUGCCGCCUCAGUUGAUGCAGAUGAUGGUGUCUUUCCAGUAGCUUUUAGUGUGGUUGAAGAUGAAAAUUACGAGAACUGGGUUUGGUUCUUGAUGAAGCUGAGGGCUACUCUCCAAUAUCAUAACUACCCAUUAAAUGCUAUGACAUUCUUGUCCAAUGGACAAAAGGGUCUGGAUGCUGCUGUCCCACAUGCGUUUGAAGGUAGCCACCACGCCUUCUGUUUGCAUCACAUCAUGGAAGAAUUCAAAGGAGAACUGAAGAAGGGACCAUGGUCGCAACAGAUUAGAGAUGCGAUGGUUGAGGAUUUUACCCGUGCGGCGCAAGCAUGCAACAUUGAUGAUUUUAAUGCAUCAAUUGAGAGCAUAAGGAAUAUAUCGACUGAAGCUGCAGACUGGAUCAUUGCGAGUAAGCCAGAGCAUUGGUCGGAUGCUCUCUUCAGAGGCUGUCGGUAUGAUCAUUUCUCCUCAAACAUUGUUGAUGUGUUCAAUAACUGGAUACCCACGAAGAAAGAGGCAUCCAUGGUGCUGAUGGUAGAUGCUCUUAGAAUAAAAAUAAUGGAGACAAUAGAAGCGAGGCGUGAAGCCUGCAAGUCAUGGGAAGGGCCUUUAACACCUUCCGUGGAUUACAAAGCUCAGGAUGAGAUGUCGAAGGCCGGUAAGCUGACUGUGCUAUGUUCUUCUGAGACCGUAUUUGAAGUGCGUGGUGGCGGUAUUUUUGUUGUUAAUCUUGCAAACUGGGAAUGCACCUGUCGGAGGUGGCAGCUUUCUGGCCUCCCUUGUAUGCAUGCUGUUGCCGUGUUUAACAGGAUUGGGCGAUCUUUCUACGACUACUGCUCAAAGUUUUUCAGAAUAGAGAGCUACCAUUUGACAUACUCAGAAACAAUUGUUCCGAUUCCUGACAUGGAUACCUUUGAUUUUAGUGCUGCGGCAGUGAUCCCACCUCCCAGGCCACGAAUGUCAGAUAAACCGAGAAGGAAGAGAUUUAACCCCAACAAGGAAACCACUCUUAUACGGCUAUGUAGCAGGUGCAAGCAAGCAGGACACAACAAGGCAACAUGUGAAGCUCUUCUGUAGAUGAAGGAAGUCAUUUAUCUGCAAAAUGUAUAGCAGGUUCGUCUAGAGUUCAUGGUGGCACCUGCUGUAUGUAGAGGAAAAGUUCAUCAAUUACUAUGUGUAACUGAUAAGUUUUUGUUUAUAUGAAGGUUGUAGUAACUCGAAGAUGUUUUUCUUUAGCAAUUGGUGAUUAGAGAUGGUUGAUAAGGUGUAAAAGCUAGCUAGCUUUGGACAGUGUCAGCUAGAAACAUAGCAGUAGAAGAGCAUCAAAGUGAAUCCCAGUUUUGUAGCUCAAUCGAUCAGUGUCGACAGAUACAAUCAUAGAACCCCUUCCUGUC
Lolium rigidum is the source of this 2915-nucleotide messenger RNA. RefSeq lists its product as uncharacterized. Bases 115 to 2598 code for a protein of 827 amino acids. Lineage: Eukaryota; Viridiplantae; Streptophyta; Magnoliopsida; Poales; Poaceae. The transcript has 7 exons. Gene Ontology annotation, molecular function: zinc ion binding; protein binding. The record is from RefSeq and is a predicted model, not a curated record.